UGCCAUAAACACGGAUACUUCCUUGUUUAAUGGUGGCCGCAUCCGGUUGGGUUACACCUGGGCGAAAACGGUCUCCUUUGCGUUAUAUUAUUCAUCAAACUUUACUUAACUUUCGGCGUAAAGCUUCUAGUUUUACCCCGAAAGAUCAAGCCGGAAGUCCUGUUUAUUAAUUUGCAUUCUGGCGCUGUUAGCUUGAGCCCGUUAUCCUGCUCCUCCGUGAAACAGCGAUGCCCGCUGCCAGAGUUUUUCUCUUCUCUUCGUAAUUCGCCUGAAAGACGGAGGCUCUUGGUUUGUCAUGACGAGCGAAGACACCGACACCAACAUGGGGGCAGUUGAUGAAACUAGUCCGGCGGAGCACGACUAUGCCCACGCCGCGGCCAAUAACUCGACAUCCACCGAGGCGACGUCCCCCUCCGUUACCCCGGCUACCGACGGCGGAGUCAUCCCGCGAGAAAGCCCAACGGCGGACGCGGGGGCGUCUGUCCCGCCGCGGACCGAAGGGGACACCCGCAAGAGCCCCGCGAGACGACGCGGCCCCCGGCGUCACAAGCAGCCGGAGGACACAACCUGCUGCACCUGCAAGGUCGCGUUCGAGCGGCGCGGCCGCGGCUUCAACCGCAGGGCGGUGUUCACCUUCACCAACCCGGAGACGGUGCACUGGGUUUUCCCGGACAGCGCGGCGCAGGACAGGUCCUUCCUGUGCGAGACGUGCGCCCAGGUCAUCAGGAACACCGGCAAACGCAAGCAGUGCAGCAAGCGCACUGUUUGGCUGAAGCCGGUGCAACAGCCGGAGGGGAAAGACAAGAAGAAGAAGAAAAAGAGAACCAUGGGCAAGAAGAGCAAAGCAGCGAUGCUGGUGAGCAAGUCCAGCUACAAGGCAGCUUUCAAAAUGCUGUGGUCCAGCAAAGGCGCCCGGAAGAACAUGAUGGAGUUCUGGACCAAACAAUUGAAACAAGAGAUGAAGGCGUUGACUCGACACACGGACAGUCCCUUCAAACAGAAGGUGUCGAGCAUGAACCCGCUGUCGUCCUUCCCCUGGCGGCGCUGCCUGAGCUGGGCCCAGGACAAAGCUCCCCUCGUGACCUCCUGCCUCACCUCCCUGUUCCCCGACAUUAACUCUCUCUUCAAGAGCAGCCACCAGAUGUCGGAGGAGAUGGCCGAGACGCUUGUGACGCGCCGGGUCGUGUUGGCGCUCUCCAUCCCGCUCUUCACCAGGAACAUCUGGAAGAACAACUUCCUGCAGGCCGCUCUUGGGGCAGAGCUCCGCAUGCAGGGGUGCUCCUGCCCCGCCCUGGACAUCCUCAACACCAUGGGACUGUGUCAGACCAGAGACACCGUCAGGUCGGUGCUGUUCAAGCUCCAAAAUGGCAAGAAGACACAAACACUGAACGGACGACAGAGGAUUCUAUUCGAGCAGAUAAAGGAAGAACAUAUGAUGUAUGUGGACGAAGGCAAUAUUGAGGAGGAGGAGGAAGUGGUGGUUGAGGAGGAGGAGGAGGAGGAGGAAGAAGAAGAAGAGGAGGAUCAGGAAGAGGGAGAAGAAGACGACGAUGACAAGGAGGGGGACGAGGACGAGGAGGAGGAGGGGGAAGACGAGGAAGGGGAGAAGGAGGUGGAUCAGGAGGAAGACGACGGCAAUAUGGAAGAGGUGGAAGAGGAGGAAGUGCAGGACGAAAUGCUGGAGGAGGCAGAGGAGGUUCAAGCAGUUGAGGAGAAGAGGGGGAGGAAGAGGAAGGAGAGAGGGAUGGUGAAGGUGAAGGAGGAAGAGGAUGGAGGGCUUGAUCAGCAGCAGAAGAAGAGGCGCGUGGUGGUGGUGAGGCUCGGCCUUCUCAAGGGCCACUCGGAGGUUGGUCGAUCCGACCUGUCGGCUCCAUGAGACUGCAUAGACCCAACGGGCCCCGCGUCCAAUCAGAGAAGGAUACAGGUCCUGUCAUCUGAUGCUGAACAGGAUUCUAGGAAUAGUUGGAGAACAAUAACUGGAGGAAAACUUACUUUAAAUUUAUAUUUUGUCAUCAAAUAAAAAAAAGCUUCAUUUUGAGGUAGAAGUGAGUGCAUUUGAUUCCAGAAAAGCCUCACAAACAUGAAGAAACACAAACAUGUGCCCUGAGACAACGCUGAUAGCUGAUUGGUCGGCAUCGUUUUUUGACCCCGAUAAAUUAGUCUCUUGUGUUGGUUGAGUCGCAAAAUUCGCAAACUUCCUCCUUUGUUCCACACAUGAUGGUAACAGCUAUUGCGCAGUUUGGUACAAAUAUUUCAGACACGAGUGACUACUGAAAUAAAUCCCACAUUUGCUGCAAAUAUAUAACCACUUCAUUUAAUUUAAGAUAAAAGGGGAAAAAAUAGGGUAAAGUGGAAAUUCUUGCAAGAUUUUCACAGCGAUGAUUUGAUCUUUCCAGAAAGAGGUUGACUGUCUUCCUAAUGUACAAAAUGCUUGUGGUAUUCAACUGAAAUAAACACAACCCUUUUAGGGUGAAAUGUUGUACGAGGGGGAGAAGAAGCCAAAUAUUUGGCUCCAGGAGCAGACCCCCAAACAGACGUCGCCAACGUGUUACGCCGCUAGACGUUUAAAUAUGUGACAGAUUAGCAGCAGGAGGCCGCUCUGUUUGUAACAUCUGCAGCUCUCAGAGGUCAGAGUUCAUCAGCUUUAUGACGUCACAGGAACACAGCGUGGUUUGAGUUCCUGACUGGAAGGAAGCUGCAUUUUGUAAAUGUUUUUGUUUUUUUUACAGAAAUCCCGUUGGGCUUAUGGUUAAAAAUAUUGCACAUAUAUCACACAAACUAUAAAGAAUAACCUUUAAAACAGGCUUCCAAAUGUCUCGCUUUCAGAAACAAAGAAUUCUUACUUCUGAAAGGGUCCAGUCAUGUAUUUCUUUUGUUUUUACAGUUGACUGCUAUUUACAAGUCUGACAACUGGUAACAACGGUAACCAUGGCGACAACUGGUAACUCCAGCAGGACAUGAACGCAGCAUGAGAGCAAUGUUAAGAAAAGCAAAUUAUUCAAUAGAUAAAUUAAUCUUUUUUUUGAUCUCGAACACCAUGAAUGUAUUUUUAAAGAUAUUUUUAAUGGUCCAUCAUUUACUAAUAAUUUAAUUGGAAGAACUUCAUAAUCCGGCAGUGGUUAUAUAGAAAAUAUAGAUUGUGUGGCAGAAUCUUUUAGUCACAGCUCAGCAGCAGCUCAAGAAGUUUGUCUCCAGAUUUAUGGAGCGCAACGUAGUUACUACCAGAUACAUCGUUUCUUUCCAUUAAAAUAAAAAGUGCUUUAAAAUCCUGUUCUUCAUUUCUUCACUGAAUAAUUCCAUUCAUUGUAAAACUGCAGAUUUCUGACUUCUGACUUUUUUGAUGAAAUUUAAUCAAGAGACGCUGUAAUAGUUAUUUUUUAAAUGUUUUGGGUUGAGGACAGACAAGUCUGAUGAAGAUUGUUAAUAGUUAAUAAACGUUUACGGCUUUA
This is a messenger RNA of Pungitius pungitius (ninespine stickleback), 3449 nucleotides long. RefSeq lists its product as uncharacterized. The coding region runs from base 296 to 1876 and encodes 526 amino acids. The record is from RefSeq and is a predicted model, not a curated record. Lineage: Eukaryota; Metazoa; Chordata; Actinopteri; Perciformes; Gasterosteidae. The transcript is spliced from 5 exons.